Messenger RNA from Caenorhabditis briggsae, 7023 nucleotides. RefSeq names its product Protein CBR-PAD-1 (gene Cbr-pad-1). Gene Ontology annotation, cellular component: trans-Golgi network; endosome. The record is from RefSeq and is a predicted model, not a curated record. Lineage: Eukaryota; Metazoa; Nematoda; Chromadorea; Rhabditida; Rhabditidae. Gene Ontology annotation, biological process: Golgi to endosome transport. Bases 1 to 7023 code for a protein of 2340 amino acids. The transcript has 13 exons.
AUGGCAUCAGCGUCGGGUGGAGAUGUGCCAGCGGGUCGUGAGAAGGAUAGCAAGUACCGGGCAUUCGCAAAAGCCGUCGAUCAGGCACUGAAAACGUUCGAAACGCCGAAUGAGUGGGCGGAUUUGAUUUCGGCACUGGGAAAAUUGGCUAAAGUAUUCCAAUCGAAUGCAAAAUAUUGUGCGAUUCCGAAUCGGGUCACCGUCGCCAAACGUCUAUCACAAUGUCUACAUCCGGCACUUCCCAUGGGUGUCCAUCUGAAAGCACUGGAAACGUACAAAAUCAUCUUUGAAAUUCUUGGACCAUCGAAGCUUCCCGAAUGUCUCUAUCUGUUCGCCGUUGGCCUAUUCCCACUUAUGGAUCAUUGUGGUAUUAAAGUAAAAUCGGAGCUUUUCGCGAUUUUUGAGAAUUAUUUGGUGCCAUUGGGAGCAAACCUGCGACCAGCACUUCCCGGAUUCCUUGGCGGUGUUUUGUUGGCGUUGGAGGAGGGAACAGAGUUUUAUGAGAGAUCAUUCAUUCUCCUGGAUCGAGUCUGCGAGAAAGUUGGUCCACGAGCAUUCUACGCGUGUCUAUGGCAAGCCAUCCUUGGAUCACCACCUGUUAGACUGCCGGCCAUGAUUUAUGUGAAUGCAAAGUUUGAUAAGCUGAAAAGUCUGGAUGAUCAGAUUCAUUUGGUUGGAGAUCAUGUUAAUCAUAUGGUCGCCGCCCUCUGUGCAGUUGCCGAUGACACUGGCUCCCCACUAGUCCAACGAUAUCUUCUAGACUUUCUGUGCGCAGCGUUUCCAUUGGAUUCCACGAAUCUAACAGAUGAGGAUUUUGUCCAGCUGCUCCGUCGAUGCCUAUUUGUAGUCCUUCGUCGUGAUAUGUCUCUGAAUCGUCGUCUCUACACGUGGCUGAUCAAUCGAAGCGGCGAGACACGUGGCGUUUCGGGAUUAGGUGGACCGGAUGAUGGUUUGGAGCUCUCGUUCUUCAAGGAGAAAGUGUUAGGACUGGUUCAUGGAGCUCUGGAGCAAUAUUUGGCACUGGAUAUCAUUGAAACUCCAUUUGCAAAUCCCCAACAAUCGAUAUGGGGUGAUCGGAAGGAGGCGGAGCAAGUGCAAUUCGCUGAAGUGAGAGUUUGUCGACUCCUACUGUACCUACAGGACCGAGCGGAUAUAGGAAGAACUAUUCUGGAGACUGUGUUCUCGGAUUUUUUGAAAAAAUCCGCGGAAUUUCAUCAGGGAUCUAAUAUCAAGCUGAUUAAGAAACGACCGGAUUCAAAGCCACCCAGAAAGCCUGGAGAUCGAGAAGGACUUCAUUUAGACUUGAAUUCUUUGCAUUCCGGGGUCUCUGGGAAUUCAGAAGACGUCACUGCUCCAGAAGGAGAGCCAUCUAUCCAAUCUCGGCGAGUCGAUGAGCUCUCCAAAACGUUCAAUAUGCUUCUAAACUCCCUGGAACCUGGUUUCUUAUGGAAUUUCCUGGGAACAUGGUACCAGCGAAUCGUCGAGGAGGGGUCAGAAGGCAAAAAAUCGAUCCACGACUUCUCCCAAGUCGUCUCCAUCUGCCUAGAAAUGAGCAAUGUCGAAUCAGACCCCGCCAUACGGACACAGCACUUGCCACGUCUUCUGGAGACGAUACUGGAGGGGCUGUCGAAUAAGUCAUUGAUAUCGGAGUGUGAUCAGCAGGAUCUUUUAAAGCUUUACACAGUGUGCCAGAAGUUGCUGGAGAUUUCAACGGCGCAUCCGCAAUCGCCGAUUGAAGUUGACGAAAUCGCCGAGGACUCGUUGUCGCUGAGCCAGGAGGUCACCGCUAUUGAGCAUGAACGAAGUCAAACGGACGCCUGCCUAACCCAAUGUGUCUCCGCCCUCUCCACAAUUUUCGAAAUCUACACCACUCGCCGUGAUCCCUCUCUGAUUCCCCUCAUCGACGCCUCCACAGCACUCCUCAACGCCUUCUUAGAAGUCCCCAUCUACUAUCUGGGCUUCGACGUCGUUGAUAAUCCAGAAGACGUACCUUCAGAAGUUCAACAAUGGCUUAAGAACAUGCUAAAAGUGAUUGAUGGUCCCGGAUGGUUGAAGGAAAUGCGGAAUGGUCAUUGCUCAGAUGUCUCGGCGAGAGCAUCCCUUCUAGAACUCCUCUGCAAGAUCUACGUCAAGUCUGUGUCCGUCCUACAGCAACACGAAGAGGCCGCCCAUCGUCCACAAGAUGAUUUCUACGAUGAAAUGACUCAUGUGCUCCUAAAACCGCUUCUCGGCCGUCGUGACAUCCAGUUUAUCGAACAAGGAAAGGUGUUUGGGACUUGCGGAGAAGCCGUGUGGCUUGGCAUCGCUUCUAGAAAAUUCUGUUGUGAGCAACAACGCCUAGCACGUCUUCUAGUCGAGCUACACUCUAGAAGACCUCAAGAAGCAUCCAGUGACGUGGAAUCCAUUGUAGUGCAAGCUCUAACCUCUACAGAUGAUCUAGUAUGCACAAAAGCUGCCAGGACGUUCCACAGAGUCUGGGUGCUCACUAGAAACCUAGAAGAGGCUGGUGGAAUCUACAGAAAGCCUUUCAAUCGAGCUGUUAUGAUUCUUCUGGGAGUUUUGGCAGAUGAGAGUGUCUCUAAAACGAGAACAGAGCUCAAAGCUGCAGCUUCUGCAUGGUUUCAAGACUGCUCUAAGCAUCAGGAUCUCCCCAAAAUCGUUCAAAUGCUCUCCACGAUGCUUAUGAAUCCUGUGACAGCUAGGAUUUCGAUUCAGUACAUCCGACAAGACUCCAAGUUAACCAACGAGGAUUGUUCAGCGAUUCCAAGCGACGUCGCUGCUGUGACUCUGAUGACUAUCGAUGGAAAACAGAGGCUAUACCAUGUAACGGGUUCUGGCGCGGAUUCGGAUGCUUCCUAUCUCACAGAAGUCAGAAAUCGAUUGCUCAGGGCUUCGGCGGGCGAGGAGACUUCUGAAGCCCUCCAAGCGCACAUCAUCCCAUCUACAGAAGUCCUUCCCGCGUUUGACGACGACACUGAUUCCCUAGACACCCUCUCCAUGGGAAAUGAGAGUCCUGAAGACGUGGUAAAGGAUAUUCUAGCGAUUCUAGUGGACGAAGUUUGUCAGGAGUAUGAGGAACGAGAACGACUACAUGAUCUGUUGAAUCUGAGCAAUCUAGAGGCAUCGGGAGCCAGAUUCAACUUGAAUGAGCAUGAGGAGCAAGAGGAGAGCCCUGAAGAUCGACCGGCUCCUAUCGCAGCCGUCCAGCGAGUCAAAAAAGGCCAUAGACGACAAGAUUCGCUUCAGGAAUCAAUAUUUAACAUGACAGAAAAGGAUUUGUGUGCUUUUGACACCUCGGAAAUCUUCCGACCAUCUACGGAAUCCCUCAGAGGCACCGCCACGACGUCAUCCACCCGGGAAACCAUCCUCCCGACUGGUACAGUAGUAGGUACAGUAUCCUCAGCCAGUUCUACCGGUGGAUCAACCUCUGGAUCCUCACUUUUCGAAGAGAUGCACACCCACAUGCUCCUUUAUGGAGAAUCUGGAAAAGUUGUGGACUUGGCUAGAGCAGAAACGGCCUUCAGAAUCCUUACGGCACUUUUGGCGCCACGUGGAGCCACGGGGAAUCGAAUGUUGCUCAAUUGUUUGGUGUCUUCUGGGACGACGACGUCUUCGGGAACGUCUUCUGAAGGUGGUUCGGCUGAGCAAUCGCUGGUUGAGCUCAUGCAACGACACGUUCGCGCGAUACUUGGACAGCAUUUCUGGUCGGCACCGGCGUCGGAUGAGGAGAAACACAAGCAUUUUACGCUGUUGGAAUUGUUGAUUACGAUCUCUCUCCACUUCCUCCGUUCCUACUUCCUCAACUCUCCAAUCUCCCCCGUCACCGAAGCCGACUUGGCUUCCCUCUGGAAGUGUAAAAUUUCGGCACUGGAAUUCCUAUGUGAACUAUUUCGAGAGCUAUCAGCAAUGCUCAAUGAGCACGAAUCCAAACAAUUCGUUCAGUUCGUUCAGACCAUUCUGAAUCGAUCGAAGCUCCAGAAGUGUCUUUUACACCUGUUGUUGACUGCGGUAGAUCAUAAUCCAAUGGAGAAUGGGAAGCUGGGCGGUCCCUUAUCAGUAUCAAUCAGUAAAUUCAACGAAGGACUUGUUGGAGAAUCCAGAAGACUGUUACCUCUUCUAGCUGCUUAUCACAGGAGUCUUCUGACGUUCACAUCGCAUGCGAUACGCUUGGAAUGUGAUAUCAAACGAGGAUUCUCGACAUUCUCCGAUGCCCAAUCGACACAUCGAUAUUCGAUCAUCCAGUCUGUUAUCAAUCAAUCAUUCAACAAUCGGACGUCUUCUCGGGAUGGACAUGCGUCGACUGUGGAGCUCCGAGCGUUCCUAUUGAUAUUGCUGAAUGCGUUGAAGAAGCAACCACACCGGCAUGAGAUGUGGCUGCAGUUUGUUGUGCAGAUUCUGCCGUGGGUUGAGAGAUCCCUCGCCACGAUCGUCUGCCGCGUCGUCGAACAACUAUGCAAGAAUAUGGAGAACGCGAUGAGUGUGGCCUAUGAGAAUCCGCCGACGUCCGACGUCGUCGUAGAUUCUCCAGGAGAGACGAGAGACGAACCAGACAGCUAUCCGGCCAACUAUCUAGCAAUGACACUGGAAUCGCUAACGACGCUGGUGCAUUUCUGUGUGAUAGACAGUGCUCCAACCACCACGACGACUUCUGGAGGAGUCAUGACAUCAUCUGGAGCUGCUCAGAUCAACGAUGGCACCACUCCCUCGUCUACUUCAAUGGUUGGCCAUGCGAUGUCCGUGAUUCCGGGCUCCAAAGUGGCCACAGAGCUCUUCUCACAGCUGGGAAAGGUGUUCUCGAUGAGUGGAGAUUCUGGAGGAGUCCUCAGCUCGAAGAUGGAGAGUUCUAGACAGCAUGGGAAUGGAUGGAGGCAGGCGCAAUCGGAUAUGCUGACUUCCCUACCGCAUAGUCUGGCUACAGUAUGCAAUGUGUGGACGGUUGUCAGAAGAGCACAGAAUCCCUUGGUACCUAUUGGAACCAACAAUCAGCUCCGACGACUUGUCCUUCAUCUCCUCUCCCCAAUUGCUCAGCACCACAAACACGCUUUCCUCACUUCCCUAGCGUUGGUUUGGCUAACAAGAAGCACUGCAAAGCCUACAGUAACCCUGAGGAAACAGGAUCCGGAUAGAGCGACAUUUGAGUACUCUAGCGCCCAACUGGACAUUACAAACUUGCUCCUUUCUCUUCAAGUCAUCCCAUUUGAGGAUUUGAUCUCUUCAGUGAACUCUACACUCCGGGAAGCGUCUUUCAAGGCCAAUAAAGUUGGAAUUACUACGAUUGAUAAGACGAAUUUCCCCACUGAAGAGCCCCUGUUGGAGCUGGUGCAUUCUUGUGUGUCGGCAGUGCUUCAGACGCAGCUCCGAUUGUGUUGGAGUUCAUUGCUCUCGUUGUUCUCAGAAGCGCCGUUAUCAGCACUAUCAGCCAGAGCGGUUUUCCUGCUUUUUGUAAUCCUCAGCGACUUUGUAAAAUGCGUGGGCGGAGCCUAUAUCGUCGAGGACAAGGCCAUGUAUCGAAACGUGCAAGAAGUGUGCUCCCGUCUCGCCGAAGCCGUCAACGCCAUCGUCGGCUGGCAACUGGAGACAACCACGUGGCUCAAAAGAACACUAGUCGUGAAACAAGACCACGGCACGUCUUCAAUCAAUUCAAACAGCAUCAGAUCAGUGGAACAGAGUCCGAUAAUCGAAAUGCAGAGCUCCAUAUCGAAUUUAUCAUCAGAAGCGUCACAGAGCACCAGAAAUUCCACGUUGAGCUUGAUAAAUAAGCCUGGAGGAUCGAUAACCAGUGGAUCUACUAGUACAACCACAGAGAAGGCUGAGAAAAAGAGCUCAUCGAACCUCAGAGCAUCAAUUAAGGAUACUAAUAACAAUCGGAGGGACCCAGCACACAGUACUCAAGCUCUUUUCCUUUUGGCUGAGAGGCUCACGGAUCUUCUGGAUUCUGUGUCGAAAUCUGAUGAGAAGGAUAAGGUACUACCCACUCUUCAAGCAGUUUGGGCGAACGUAGUACCGUAUCUGAAGGCUAAAAAUGCGAGAAACGCGAGAUUCUUCUUGGCCAGCUCCCAAUUGUUGGCUUCUAUGUCAUCGUACUCGUACAUGCGACCGGUGUGGAAGAAGACGACGUUGGAUUUGUUGCUGGACUCGGGAUUCUUCAAAAUGGAUCACGCGGCGUUGAAGCAGUGGUUGGUGGUGACGGAUCAUCUGAUGACGCAUGAUAGGACGAGUUUUAAGGACCUCCUCAAGAGCAUAUCCUACUCUCCCAACGCCUCCUUCUCCAUCAUGACAUCCAAGGAGCAGGAAUACGAGGCGAGAGCUCAGGCGCUCAAACGACUGACGUUUGUUGUGUUCGGAAGUCAGCUGGAUCAGUACAACGGACAGAUGAACGAUAUUCAGGAACGCCUCUCCGACAACCUCCGUGUCUCCCAAUCGCCAGUGAUCCGUUCCUCAUUCUUCCUGUGCGUCCGUGUCCUUCUCCUCCGACUCCGCCCACACUCUCUAAUUGGUGUUUGGCCAAUUAUGGUGACAGAAUUGGUCCACGCGUUGUCCCAACUGGAACAACAGCUUCAAAACAACGGAGAGCAAGAAGGAAGCUCCACGUCAGACCAGUGGAUGCAGUUGUACGUGGCUGCGUGCAAACUUCUGGAGACCCUGUGCACCCUACCAGCCGGCUAUCUGUCGCAUUUCCAAAUGUUCCACUGGGCAUUCGUCUCGUCUGUCUCCGCGGAUAAAACGGAGAUUUUUAAGCCGUUCGCUGAGCGAAUCAACGAUUUACUCGCUAAAAAAUAUGGGGAAUUCGAUGCGAUGAGCAAUCAUACGGCGUCGUUGGCUGCUGUGAAGAUUCUGACGUCUUUCGAGGAGCUCCGACCGUUCUUCUAUACACUUGCCAAUUUGAAUAAGUCGGUGCCCGAGAGUAAUAACACUCCUCUCCGCGACGCCCACGCACUCUCGGGAAGUCUGACCUACAAAAACGCAGUGGCUCGUCUGGAAUCAGCUCUCUACGUGGAUUUCUCGGAGCAUCUGCAAUUCUGA